This is a messenger RNA of Salvelinus fontinalis (brook trout), 2375 nucleotides long. RefSeq lists its product as uncharacterized. The record is from RefSeq and is a predicted model, not a curated record. Bases 493 to 1398 code for a protein of 301 amino acids. Lineage: Eukaryota; Metazoa; Chordata; Actinopteri; Salmoniformes; Salmonidae. The transcript has 2 exons.
GAUGCAUGUUUGCGCCAAAGUAUUUUGUUUAAUGUUUUUCUUCCUUUUGUUUAGUCUGCUGUUGUUUAGUUAGAUUAUUGAUUAUUUGUUAGUUUCUACAAUUGUAAAGCUAUGUAUGUUUCAUGUAUAAUUAUUGUUAUUAUUAAAGUAGAGGAGUUAGUUCAGGCAAGCAGCAUUUCAACACAUUCUUUUCACAUAUCCUGUGUAGAAGUUUAUUUAUAAACUGGGUGGUUCCAGCCCUGAAUGCUGAUUGUCUGAAAGCCUUGGUAUAUCAGACCGUGUGACAAAACAUUUAUUUUUACUGCUCUAAUUACAUUGGCAACCAGUUUAUAAUAGCAAUAAGGCACCUCGGGGGUUUGUGGUAUAUGGCUAAUAUACCACGGCUAGGGGAUGUAUCCAGGCACUCUGCAUUGCGUCAUGCAUAAGAACAGCCCUUAGUUGUGGUAUAUUGCCAUAUACCACACCUCCUCGGGCCUUAUUGCUUAAAUAUACAUGCUCACCUCUGCCAAUUGGAAACUGUUGCCCACUUGUCUGUCCCAUUUCCUUAAUAUGUUCUAUUUCGCAGUGGCAAUCAACACCCAUACCCCCACACUACAACCCUCCAACCCUCCUCCUAUUGCUGCCCAAGAACUGUCUGAUACAGUUGCCCCCCAGGAGACCAGCUUCACCCUCAUCCUCAACCAGGUUGAACCCCCAAUAACCCCCACCAACCAGGAGACCAGCUUCACCCCCAUCCUCAACCAGGUUGAACCCCCAAUAACCCCCACCAACCAGGAGACCAGCUUCACCCCCAUCCUCAACCAGGUUGAACCCCCAAUAACCUCCACCGCCCAGGAGACCAGCUUCACCCCCAUCCUCAACCAGGUUGAACCCCUGAUAUCCCCCAUCACCCAGGAGACCAGCUACACCCCCAUCCUCAACCAGGUUGAACCCCCAAUAACCCCCACCAACCAGGAGACCAGCUUCACCCCCAUCCUCAACCAGGUUGAACCCCUGAUAUCCCCCAUCACCCAGGAGACCAGCUACACCCUCACCAAACCAAAGAAGACGGGGAGAAAGUCCUGUAACCCUCAAAAAACUCUCCAUCUCGCUGAGCAUGACACAGUCAACCCCAUCCUACCCCAUCCAACCGUAUCCUACCCCAUCAAACCCCAUCAAACCCCAUCCAACCGUGUCCAACCCCAUCCUACCCCAUCAAACCCCAUCCUAACCCAUCCUACCCCAUCCAACCCCAUCCUACCCCGACCAAGGAAGAAGAAAUAUGACUACAUGCAAAAAGAGUGUCCAGUGCAUCCGGGGCAAACGAUUUUCCCUGUUCUCAAGAUUCUUGCCAUUAAAACUUCAGAGGAGGUAAAUCUGCAGAACAUUGGCAUUCCUGUGACUGUAUUUACAGGCUAAUCCUAGUGCAACACCAAUUGUAGUUAACUUGCAGGUCAUAGACCUUGUAGUUAAAGUGCCAAUAUGUAACUUUCUGGGUGGCCCGACCAAAUUCACAUAGAAAUGUUAGUUACAGAUCAUCAUUCUCAUUGACAGCAAGUCUAAGAAGCAGUAGAUCUGUUCUACAAUGUGCCUUAUUUCUAUGCUUCCCAUUCUUAAGUUUUGUUAUUGAGUCUUUUACUUUGGUUUUGUACAACAGCUUCAAACAGCUGAUAUUAGCUACCAUGUUAUUGUGGAGCGAUUGCUGCAUAGUGCAGCUUUAAAAAAGAACAGACAUUUCUAUGUGUUUCAUAAUAAAGGAUCAGGAGCAGAAAGUGAGGUGGAAGCCAUGCUCUGGAUGGUACGUUUACUUCAACUAAUCUAGAAUGUAUUGAGGAUAUACUGAACACUCAACACCAUAUGUAGAGGAUAUACUGAACACUCAACACCAUAUGUAGAGGAUAUACUGAACACUCAACACCAUAUGUAGAGGAUAUACUGAACACUCAACACCAUAUGUAUUGAGGAUAUACUGAACACAACACCAUAUUUAGAGGAUAUACUGAACAUUCAACACCAUAUGUAUUGAGGAUAUACUGAACACUCAACACCAUAUGUAUUGAUGAUAUACUGAACACUCAACACCAUAUGUAUUGAGGAUAUACUGAACACAACACCAUAUGUAUUGAGGAUAUACUGAACACUCAACACCAUAUGUAUUGAGGAUAUACUGAACACUCAACACCAUAUGUAUUAAUGAUAUACUGAACACUCAACACCAUAUGUAGAGGAUAUACUGAACACUCAACACCAUAUGUAUUGAUGAUAUACUGAACACUCAACACCAUAUGUAGAGGAUAUACUGAACAUUCAACACCAUAUGUAUUGAUGAUAUACUGAGCACUCAACACCACAUGUAUUGAUGGUAAGUUAUUGCAAUAAUAGCUCUGUCAAUAAAU